Molecule: messenger RNA, 2641 nt
Organism: Oenanthe melanoleuca
Lineage: Eukaryota; Metazoa; Chordata; Aves; Passeriformes; Muscicapidae
Gene: LRP2BP
Product: LRP2 binding protein
Exons: 8
Coding region: 665-1423 (252 amino acids)
Molecular function (GO): protein binding
Source: RefSeq, a predicted model, not a curated record
UUCGGCAGAGCAUUUUGGGGUUUUGCUUUUCACUUCCGACAGGACCGGCGGUAACAGGGAAGAUCCCGGUGGGCGCCCAGCCCGCAGCCCGUCCCGUCACUUAUCGACGAUCUGGCGCCGGGCAACGGCCGGAGGCGGAGCAAAACACAAACGGAGAAGGCCGUCGUUACAUUCCCAGUGUUCCCCGUGCCCUGCCAAAGCCGCGGGAGCCGGCCCAGGCUAUGGAGCAGGGCGGCGGCGGGCCCGGGCCCAGCGGCGGGAGCUCGGCCCCAGCGCGGGCCGCGGCCGCGCUCCCUGGCGGCCGUCGCCGGGAGAGCCGGGCCGGCACCGCCCGGGAGGCGCGGCCCGAGCCGCCCUCGGGCGCGGGGCUGCCGGGGGAGCUGGCCCGGUGCUGCUGGAUGGCGCUGCGCUGCGAGCCGCUGCCGCCGGAGCCUUCCGCAGGUACCGCUCCCACCCCGCCCGGCCCGGCCGGCAGCUCCCGCUUUACUCCGGUGGAGAGAACCUCUCCCCUGGUACCCUGCUUGCAAAAGCGAAGGAGCCGCUUGUGAGGAGUGAUGGAGAACCUCCAGCACCUUUUCUGGUUGGACAAGAGUACUAUGAACAGGGGUUGUAUAAAGAAGCAUUAGAGCAAUUUGAAAAAAUCAAGGAUACAGAUUUUCAAGCAAUGUAUCAGCUUGGUGUAAUGUAUUAUGAUGGACUUGGCACUAAAAAAGACCCUGAAAGGGGAGUGGAAUACAUGAAUAAAAUACUCAACUCUGAUUCCCCAGAAGCAAAACACUUGAAGUUUGCAGCAGCCUACAAUCUUGGCAGGGCUUAUUAUGAAGGAUGUGGUGUUAAACAUUCAACUGAAGAGGCUGAAAGGUUGUGGCUUACUGCUGCAGACGAUGGAAAUCCAAAUGCAUGUAUAAAGGCCCAGAGUACUUUAGGAAUGCUUUAUUCUUUGCCAAUUGUAGAAGAUCUGGAGAAGGCCUUUUUCUGGCAUUCAAAAGCAUGUGACAAUGGAAAUCUGGAAUCACAGGGAGCACUUGGCAUUAUGCAUCUCUAUGGACAAGGUACAUGUCAAAACACUGAAGCUGCUUUGGAGUGUUUAAGAAAAGCAGCAGAACUUGGAAACAUCUAUGCUCAAGGCCAUCUUGUGGAAUAUUACUACACUAGAAAAUUUUACUCAAAAGCUGCUGCAGUAGCCGCAAGGGUUAUGGAAAAUGAUGACAUCAACAUGCUAGCCAAGAUAACUGAUUGUCAUCCAACAUAUGUAGCCCAGGGGGCUGCUAUGGCUGCUUUCUACUUGGCUAGAUGCCUCCAGCUUGGCCAAGGCAUAAAGAAAAACCAGCAUGCUGCUGAGCAGUAUUAUUCCAAAGCAUGCCAUCUGGAUCCUGCUGUUUCUUCUCACCUUCAACUGGCAGCUAAUCUUGGGAGAAUUUAGUGUUUCUUCUAACUGUGACUGGUGUAUAAAUAUAUUCCCUACAAUAAACCAUCAUUAAUCUCCAGCAAUUACAGACUGUUCAUCACUUAAAGCUUGCUUUUCAACUUUGUAUAAAUUAAGAUUUAAAGCAAUUCACUGGUUUAUUUUAUCUAAAAUAAAGAGAAGGUCAAAAGCUCACACUCUCUUUAACUCAGAUGAAGCCAAGACAGAUUUUUUAAAAAUCAUAUUGAAGACUUAAUGGUUUAUUAAGGACAUUUCACUGGGACAGAUGUAUUUUCUUCAUGUCAUAUUGCUACAUAGCACAUGAAUCAUAUCAAACCAAAUAAAGAUGGUUGUUUCCUUUCUGCAUAUAUAAUAUUUAAAUUUUAAUAUUCUGAAAAGCUUGAACCCAAACUUGUCUUAUUUUCACAUACAGCCCACUCACAGGCCAUGACCAUUUUUAAAGCUUGUUAGUGGUGCUUUUAUUUUCUUCCACAUACUUUCUAAAGCAUCUAGAUUUACUUAAGAGUAAAUUAAAGGAGUAAAUUAAAAGAGAUACAUUUUACUUUUGGAUUGCAGAGACCCAAAGUUGGAAACUGACCAGCAGAACACCAAGCUUUACAAUUCAAACCAUACCAGCUUCUAAAACUAAUAAAUAUUACUCAAGAACUGUGGGGGGAAAGCCCCAGGCAUUAGUAUGGAAAUACUCAAUACACAUUCUCAGGACAAGACCUGUUUUCCUCAAUCCUUCAUAUUGCAUUCACACUGCCUCUGUAUUAGAAAUAGUUGGAAAUCUUCUGGCUAGAAGUAUGUAUGUCUGAGCAAUGUCAAGCCAGAUCUUUUAUCAAAAGAUGCUUUGAUUAACCACUAGAAAAACUUACUGAUUGGUAUGAUAAGCUUGCACAUUUCUAAAUGCCUGUUUACUCAGGAAGCUUUGUAAGUGCAGAAUUUGCCUUGCUUCUUAGGACUGUGCCAUGACUUGAAAACUUUCCUGAAACUGUUGGAACAGAAAGCUAGAUGUUACUAAAAAUGUUGAUUUAAAUAGACCAUACAGACUGUAUGUACUUUACAAUACAGCCAAUCAUAACUGCAAGUAGUUCUAAGAGCACAACUGUACCAAGUUGAGAAGACAGUAAUGAGUGUCAGCUAGGGAUUUUUGAUGAUGUUUAAUUAUUCAGAUGUGCAUUAACAUCAUAUUUACAUGUUUUUACAUAAAUUAAAAAAAAAAAAAAAAAACAA